This is a messenger RNA of Ceratitis capitata (Mediterranean fruit fly), 2636 nucleotides long. RefSeq names its product tetracycline resistance protein, class C. NCBI's taxonomy places the organism in Eukaryota, Metazoa, Arthropoda, Insecta, Diptera, Tephritidae. Gene Ontology annotation, molecular function: transmembrane transporter activity. The record is from RefSeq and is a predicted model, not a curated record. The transcript is spliced from 7 exons. Bases 534 to 2378 code for a protein of 614 amino acids. Gene Ontology annotation, biological process: transmembrane transport. Gene Ontology annotation, cellular component: membrane.
AAAUUUCAGUCGCUGCGCUCAAGUCGCCGUCGUUGGUUCGUUACUUUCGAAAAUCGCUAACAAAUCGCUACAACAAAAGAUUUCAAAAACAAAAAAUUUACAAGAAAUAAUGUAAUAAUAAAAAUGAAGAAAAUUUGAAACGAGAAAAUUUAAAAAUGUAUAAGAAAAGUUUAAGGCAGUGAAAACAAAACAAACGAAAAAAGUAGAAAAAAAAUAAAUAAAAUUUUUUAAUUUUUUUCCAUCUUUAAAAGAUAUCAAUGCUAAAAGCGUGGGCGGCAAGAGAGAGCGUGUAGAGUGUGUUUGUGUGUUGGCAAAAAUAUUUCUAUAACAUCCAAAAUAAGCAUUGCAAGACACACCAAAUACGAAAAGGAAAGGGAAAAAAGCAUGCCUAUAAGCAAGUGGAAAAGUAGUUAACUGCAACAAAUACAAAAGUAAAAACAAAAUAGUGAAAAAGUAAAUUGUCCGCGUAUUGAAGGUGAAAAAGCUGGAAAUUUCUCGUUAGUGCAGCGUUUUUGUCAUUUCACCUGUUCAAAAUGGGACACAGUGCGGCCGACACUACACCAGCCAGUCCGGCGGCGACAAAUAUGGCCGUUGCCACAAUAACGCCGAUUACUGCGAAAAGCAAGGAGGCCACCGAGGAAACACAAAAGAAACCGACACUAAGUUGGCGCGAGAAAUUACAGAAGGUCAUAAAUAAUAUCACCGUUGAACCCAUCUUAGCUGCGUAUAUUAUGCCGAGUGUGUUGUCCGGUUUAGCGACACAAAAUUUGAAUUUGGAAAAGGCGUGUCGUGUUAAUAUGGAUUAUGGUGAAGUGGUGUGUGACGCGUUGACACGUAGAGAUACAGCAAAUUACACAAUCGAGGAGGAGACCGUGCAACAGAUGGUCGCACGCAUGGCCGCCUGGAAAACUGUGAUACAAUCGAUGUUUCCCUGUCUGCUCAUCUUGUUUUGGGGUUCGUGGAGUGAUCGUCAUCAUCGCCGAAAACCUUGUAUACUCAUACCAAUCAUUGGUGAAUUUCUGGGCACUGUCGGUCUCAUACUUUGCGUGUACUUUGAACGUACACCCAUGGAGGUGGCCGCUUUAACGGAAGCCAUAUUUCCAUCGUUAAGUGGUGGCUGGUUUACGAUGCUUAUGGGUGUCUUCAGUUAUAUAGCGGAUAUUACUACAGAAGAGGAACGCACUCUACGUAUUGGCAUAUUGAAUGUGUGCUUUUCGGUGGGCGUACCCAUUGGCAUGGCGUUUAGUGGUGUGUUGUUGAAAAAAAUCGGUUUCUAUGGCGUUUUCUCCAUAUCAGCCAGUCUCUACUUGUUUUCCUUCCUCUAUGGUCUCUUCUUCCUUAGCGAGCCGCGAGCCAAGCCCGAGAAGAGUGUGCCAAAAACGGAACGUAAGAGUUUAUUGGCGGACUUCUUCGAUAAAGAUCACGUAGUGGAGACAUUCCGCGUGGCAUUUAAGAGAGGCGAAAAUCAGCGACGUCAACGUGUUAUAAUGUUAAUGAUUGUGGUGAUGGUUGUUAUUGGACCAAUGCAUGGUGAAAUGGCGGUGACAUAUCUCUUUACGCGUUAUCGCUUCAACUGGAGCGAGGUGGAGUUCAGCGUGUUCUCAACCUAUGCAAUGGUUACCGGCCUUGUGGGUGUGCUCUUCUGCGUGGGCAUUCUCUCGCACAAGCUGAAGAUCGAUGAUGCGCUUGUUGGCGUCAUUUCCAGCAUGUCCAAGAUACUUUCCGGUUUCGUGUACGCCUUCGCUACUGUGCCCUGGCAUAUGUAUGUUGGCGGUAUUGUUGAGAUCUUUAACGGCACUGCAUUCAUUGCGAUGCGUUCGAUUGCCACCAAAUUGGUUUGUAAGGAUGAAUUGGGUAAAGUGAAUUCGUUAUUCGGCGUUGCUGAAGCGCUAAUGCCCAUGGUCUUUGCACCCAUGUAUACCACGCUGUAUGCGGCUACUUUGAAAGUUUUGCCUGGCGCCUUUUAUUUGUUGGGUGGAGCGCUGACCGCACCUGCAGUGCUGAUAUUCCUUUGGAUGUACAACUUCCAAUGUAAGCAGCGGCGCAAGCAAAUCGCGCAAGCCUGCGAUAACGAAGCGGGCAUUGGUGGCGCCACAAAAGUCGAUUGUCUGGACGCAAAGGACGCAAAUGGUAAUAUCAAUGCGAUUGAAGCGAUAGCGUUAGCGGGUGAAGCGAAGGGUCAGCUAAAUGGUAUUCUAACCAAUGUGAUACAUGAGAAUCUGGAACAGGCUGAACAUGCAGCGGAGUGUGUGCAACGUGAAGCUGAGGCUCAUGCGGCUGCUUCAGCGCAGGCUCAGGCGUUAACAAGCGGCACGGACAAUAAGGCAUAUGAAGGUGAUGAGAGCGAGUUGAGAGAGCGUCAACAGACGAAAGUGUAACACGCUCACAUGUCUUAAUCGGCGGCUUGGAAAACUGUGAGGGUGUUUCCAGUAUACUCUGGUAGCGUGUGAUGUAUUAUUUUUUCAUAUUGACAGAUUUGUAAAGUUAUGUAUAUGUAUGUAAUUAUGUAAUUGUAAAAAAGUGAAAUAUAUGUAAACAUAAUAUUUUUUAUUAGUUUUUAAGUAAUUUAAGUCGAACACUAUGUAUUCUACUAUUGUAAUAAAAGACACUAAGUAUUUUUUGUUUAUAAAAAUGUG